AAACAUUUUUACUGAUUGUAAAAUUGUAAAAGUUUUUGGACCAAGAUUGAACUGACAAAAAGACCUAAAAGAACAACAUGGGCUAAAAUAACCAUCACUGCAGUUUAUUAAUUUACUUAAAAAACUCAGACAAAGUUCACAAAAUGAGUAACUAUGAAAGGUUUGGAGAAGACCAAGCAUCAAAUGCUCAUACUUCUGUUGAUCUGCAGGCUGUGGAUGAUACAUCAUCUAAUAUUAAAGAUGUCCACAUUAAAGUUGACAAAGACCAAGAUGACAUAGGAACCUUGAAAAUAUACUCCACAGAAACAAAACAAGGUGUUGAAUAUAUUGAUGAUCCAUCAGCCAAACAACAGCUUUCCCUCAGUCAAUCAUUACAAGCCUCUGUAAAAAGAGUAAUAGAACAUCCUGUGUUCCGUAUUGUGUUGAUGUUACUGAUAUUAUUGGACUUCACCUUGGUUAUUAUAGACUUAGCUGGUUCUCAGUGUAGCAGUGAUGAUACUUUAGAGAAUAUAUCACAUGUUAUCAUCAGUCUCUUCCUCCUGGAAGUCUUUGCUAGAUUGUUUUAUGAAGGGAGACAGUUUUUCCGGAGUAUAAUUGACGUUAUAGAUGGGAUAGUUGUUGUAGUAUCUUUCAUUGUUGACAUGGUAUUUGUAGCUUUGGCUGAUUCAAAAUCAUGUCAGUCAAACUAUGCAAGACUUCUUGUGAUUGGCCGAGUGUUUCGAAUAAUCAGAAUAUUAAGGAUACUGUAUAUAAUGGUUCAACAGAAGAGACAUGUAGCUGCUGCAUCAAGAAGAGUUAUCUCACAGAAUAAGAGAAGAUAUCAAAAGGAUGGCUUUGACCUUGACCUUUGUUACAUUACAGAGAGAGUAAUUGCCAUGUCUUUCCCAUCUAAAGGAAUGAUGGCCAUGUAUAGGAACCCUGUAGAGGAAGUAGCCAGAUUUUUCAACACGAAACACAAAGAUCACUAUAGGAUUUACAACUUAUGUAGUGAAAGAGAUUACGAUGAGACAUUGUUCCAUAACAGAGUGGAGAGAAUUUUUAUUGAUGAUCAUAAUGUUCCAAGAGUAAGGGAAAUGAUUGAGUUUUGUGAUAAUGCCAGAGAGUUUAUGGGCCAGGAUCAACAGAAUGUAAUAUCCAUACAUUGUAAGGGGGGUAAAGGUAGAACUGGUACAAUGAUAUGUGUCUGGCUAAUAGAAUGUGGAUUAUUUGAUGGUGCAGAGGAAAGUUUAGAAUACUUUGGUGACAGAAGAACAGACUUAUCAGUUGGUAAAAAGUUUCAAGGUGUUGAAACUCCUAGUCAGAGUCGAUAUGUUGGAUAUUUUGAGAAAGUAAAGAAGAAACUAGAUGGUAAAGUACCUACACAAGUACCAAAGAAGAUAUCAACUAUCAAGAUCUUUAACCUUACUGGUGUAGGUAAUGCUGAUGGAAAGGAUCUCAGUAUGGAAAUCAGAGUGGAUGGUUUACUUAUAUAUGAAUGUAAUUUGGGUCAGAAUAUAAAUUGCGCUCUAAGUAAAUUGACAGAGGAUGACAGUAUUGAGGUUAAAUUAGAGAAUGUUCCAGUUCUGACAGAUGAUGUUAAAGUUCGAUUCUUUUCCAGUGAUAAAAAUGUACCGAAGAUUUAUGACCAUUGUGCCUUUUUCUUUUGGUUCCACACUGCUUUCAUAGAGGACGAUAGAUUGGUUUUGACCAGAGAAGAACUUGAUAAUCCUCACAAGAAAGAAGGACAGAAAUUUUACCAUGAAAAGUUAAUGGUGGAAGUUCUUUUUGAAGAUCAUAAAGAAGACUUAUAAUUUUAGUUUUCAUAUAAGUUUUGUAAGCAUAUAGUUUAUAUAAUAUUAUAUAACAUAUUAUAUUAGUUGUAAUAGCGUUAAAUUGUCGCCUAAAAUAUAUGUACGGUGCUGUCUUAACAUGGCAUUGUAACCUAGUUGCUUUGACUCAUUAUUAAAAGUAAUUUUUAAGAUUGAACAUUGACGAAAAGGGGCAUUUUUAUUAGGUUGUUCAAUAUUUCAGGGUUAUUAUGUUCCUUAUAAGCAUUGCAUUUUUGUUUAAACAUUGCAUACACCUGGGAAAUCACUGUAAUUACUUAUUUUGAAGUUAAGCUUUGUAACAUAAGUAUGAACAUAUGUUUUUCUUAAUUUAAGGUGGUACCUAACAUUACAGGGAGAUAACCCUGUAAAAUCAUCUAAACAUUUUAAUCAUGUAAUGUUAAGGAAAUAUUAAACUUUUCAAUGAUCAAAAUUAGUGUUUGUCAAACUGCUAUCUAUCCAACUAAUUUUUUCUGAGAAACUGAUUGGUUCAAGUUUUUAGAAAUUUUUAUAUUUUUUUCAAAGUACCACCUUAAAAGAUUUUUUUAAAGUUCUUUUUUAAGACUUUCUAUUUAUUGGUAUCUUAUAUUUAAAUCUAUGCAUUACAUUCCGCUGUUCUAUGAUGACUACAAUAACGCUUGACCGCCUAUGAAAAAUCUUUAAUUAAACAUUCCAGAUUAGCUCAGGAUUUAUUUAUCUCUAUAAGAUUUAACUAACCUUCUAAUUGGCUGACUCUCUGGAAGCACCAGUCAAAAUCCAGAAUUUGUUGAACAUGUAUAAAGAAUUCAGACCAUCGCUAGUAGGAGAGAUAGAUAAAGGAGAGGGACUGAAUUAAUUGGGUUAGCUUAUAUACCACUUAUUAUAAUGUGCAAUAUACAAAUAUUUGUUGAAAAGAGGUUGUUAAGGAUUAUUUUUUUUAAUUAAUGUAUUUUUACGUGAAAUUUACAUUUUACAGAAAUGAUUUGUUGUAAAAGGAGAUUAUAUAUUAUUAAUAUGUGCAAUAUUUAUUGAAAUUAAUUGUUUUAGAAUUUUGAAUUAUGUUUUUACUACAGUUAACAAAUUGCUGGUCACUUUACUGUUGAUUUGUUAGAUUAGUCAUUUGUGCAGAAGUUUGUUACAGAAUAACUAUAUAUAUUGAGUUAAGAUUUUUGUUUUUUAAGAAUUUAAUUUUUUUGCUAAAAAAUAUGUUAUUCAGUAAUCAUGCUUCAAGUUUCUUUUCAGAUUAUCUCCCCUGAACACAAUGAUGAACCUUCAGGGUUGACAUAAAACAUUUGUCUACUAAUAUGCAAUAUUCAUAUUUUGAAAUGGUAUCCAUAGUAAAACAAAAAUCAUUUUCUUUUUUUAGUAAGAAUCAAGAUAUUUUUUAAAGCAUGUUACUCAAUUUUAUUUUUUUGUUCAUUUUAAACUAUAAUAGUUUGUUGAAUUUAUGAAAGAUAAUUCUUUUUUGUUUUUAAAAAUUCAAUUAAUUCUGUCAUUUUACAGAUUUUCUCUGCAUGUGUAUUUUUUAAAAUGACAACUUCUAUCAAUUAAGAAUUUCAUCUUUUUCGAAGACUGUAUAAACCAAAUAGAAGCAAUUGUUUAUCUUUUUGUUGUUAAUUUUACUGUAAGUCAGGCUGGACCUGAAACAUAGAAUGAGUUUGUUAAUUGCCAUGAAAGAGUUAUUUACAUUUUAAAAAAAUUGUUAUUGUAUGGUGCUGUGUUUAAAUUUUUAGAUAUAAAGAUGUUAUAAUCAAAACCUAGUCAUUUUCAAUUUUCUUUUGUCAUUGAAUUUUUAUUUCCUUUAGAAUUUCAUGGUUCAUGGUUGAUUGAUUAUUCAUUAACUUUCUCUAAAGAGGAUUUAACUUUUUGGUGCAGUAUGUUUAUAUAAGAUAUAAUUUAUAAUUGUUAUAAUUUUAUUUUAAGUCUAGUCAGUUUCAAUUUGCUUUUGUCAUUGAAUUUAUAUUACUCUUCCACAUAGAACUUGCACCUAUACAAACAAAUGCCAUCAUUCUCUAGAGAAAAAUAGAUGAAAAAAAUAUUAAAGUUUAGGCACAUAAAAUACCACUAUCUAUAACCCUACAUUAAGGUAAAUGUCACUAUAAUUGGUAUGAUAACCAUUAUAAAAAACAUUGAUAUAGACAAAAACUCUUAUCAUCUAGACCUUUUAGGUUAAAUAAAUAACAUAGCUUCCACCAAAACUAACAUUAGUAGGAAAAUUGUACUAAGACCUAAAUAGCCAAGUCUUUAAUAUUCUGGCAAAUAUAUAUUUACCAAUUUAAAAAUAUUCAAAAAGAUUGAUGGUUUUCAAAUAGUGCAUAACAAAUUUUUAAAUUGAUCCAUAGAACUAUUUGUUAGAAAGUUAAGAUUCCAUCUUAUAAAUUCAAGUUAUAUGUUUAAAGUUUUAUACUCUCAUUAAUGUAAAAUUUUUAAAUGUUCACAUUCCUUUUAAAAAAUAUU
This is a messenger RNA of Mytilus trossulus (common blue mussel), 4241 nucleotides long. Its product is annotated as phosphatidylinositol 3,4,5-trisphosphate 3-phosphatase TPTE2-like. Gene Ontology annotation, biological process: negative regulation of cell population proliferation; monoatomic ion transport; phosphatidylinositol dephosphorylation. NCBI's taxonomy places the organism in Eukaryota, Metazoa, Mollusca, Bivalvia, Mytilida, Mytilidae. The coding region runs from base 144 to 1790 and encodes 548 amino acids. Gene Ontology annotation, cellular component: cytosol; plasma membrane; cell projection. The record is from RefSeq and is a predicted model, not a curated record. Gene Ontology annotation, molecular function: monoatomic ion channel activity; protein tyrosine phosphatase activity; phosphatidylinositol-3,4,5-trisphosphate 3-phosphatase activity. The transcript is spliced from 15 exons.